UUGAGGGUUUGAGAAAAUAAUUAAAAUGAAGACUAACAGAAUCUACAUUAAACACUCACUGACUUAUUCUCUCAUGUUUCCAGCUCAUCUGUCUGUUCCUGUCUUCAGCAGAAUCUUUUCUUCAUCAUCAUCAUCAUCAUCAUCAUGUUCACUGUUGUGUUCAGUGUUGAAUGUGGGUCACGUGACUCUCUCCUGGUACAAAGGAAACAGUUUAUUGUCCAGCAUCAGUGUGUCUGAGCUCAGCAUCAGUCUCUCUCUUCCUCUGGAGGUGGAAUAUCAGGAUAAAAACACCUACAGCUGCGUGCUCAACAAUCCCAUCAGCCACCAGACUCAACAUCUGGACAUCACUCAACUCUGCCACACAUCUGCAGAUCAGGGCCUACCUUUACUGUACAUUGUGCUGAUCGCGGCUGGAUCUCUGUUGAUCGUAGCUGCAGUCGUGAUCUGCUGCAUCUGCAAGAAAUGUAGAAAAACAGUCGAGACACAAGAGGAAGACAGAACUGAUUCAGCAUUGUGUAAAGCAACAACACGAAACACGAAAUCAAAGACAAAUGCUGUAUAUGAAAAUGUCCCCAAAAAAUUGUGA
Messenger RNA from Sinocyclocheilus anshuiensis, 586 nucleotides. RefSeq names its product natural killer cell receptor 2B4-like. Lineage: Eukaryota; Metazoa; Chordata; Actinopteri; Cypriniformes; Cyprinidae. Bases 26 to 586 code for a protein of 186 amino acids. The record is from RefSeq and is a predicted model, not a curated record. The transcript has 4 exons.